Cornus florida is the source of this 567-nucleotide messenger RNA. Its product is annotated as dirigent protein 4-like. The transcript has a single exon. The coding region runs from base 1 to 567 and encodes 188 amino acids. The record is from RefSeq and is a predicted model, not a curated record. NCBI's taxonomy places the organism in Eukaryota, Viridiplantae, Streptophyta, Magnoliopsida, Cornales, Cornaceae.
AUGGCACUGACGAGAGCCUCCAAAGUGUGCUUGUUAUUGCUUAUGACAAUGUUCAUAUUUUCAUCAGCUGAAGUUGGCCAGCUUAAAGAAACCAACAUGACAUUCUACCUCCAUGAGUGGUCCGUCGACCUAAACUUUACCGCCGUCACAACCGCCACAAACGUCACGAACGCCACUGCCAUACCGGUCACCGGCAUCCCGGGAUUUCCCUGGACACUCACCACCUUCGGUACCAUGUUUUGCGCAGACGACCCAAUAACAGUGGGCUUCGAUAAAACCUCGGCUCAGAUUGGACGGGCCCAAGGCAUAUUUGUGACCUCGGCAUUGGACGGGUCCAGUACACAUGUCUCGGCAUCAAUUGUAUUCACCAAUGCAACCUACAAUGGUAGCACAAUAGAGAUACAAGGUGCUAGUCACAAUUAUCAGAGUGUCAAUGAGGUGGCGGUGGUGGGCGGCACCGGAAUAUUCCGGUAUGCGAGGGGUUACGCUACCUUCCAGACGGUUUACCAGAACAAAGCAAAUUGGUACGCGGUUGCUAAGUGUAACGUGACUGUGCUACAUUAUUAG